ACGAGGCCUCACAACUGCUCAAUUUCAAAGUCACUCAUUAUGGUGGACGGGACCACCUUGGCUAAUCAAUCCAGAUUCUUGGCCGUCACAACCUGCAAUCGCUGAAGAGUCGAGCGCAAUUGAGGCAGGUGUCUCACUAAUUGCAGCUGCACUAAAACCUGAUUAUCACUGGGACAUCAUCUACAAGUACUCCACUCUCAAUAAAUUAUUGAGAAUUACAGCUCUUUGUUUCAGAUUCAUCUCACGGGUGAAUAAGAAUCACGAUUCAAUGUCAAUCAUGCAAGUAUCAACCAUGGCUUUGGAGAAGGCAAAACUCUUUUGGAUCAAGGCAACUCAAGCGGCAUACUUUUCUUACGAACUCAAGGCGUUACAGUCAAAUUCACCAUUACCGAAGACACAUGCAUUCAGCCGAUUGACUGCAUAUAUCGACGCUCAAGGAAUCAUCCGAGUCAGUAGACGACUCGCUCACUCAUCUCUCUCACCUGAUGGCAAACAUCAUGCGAUUUUGCCUCGCCACUCACAUGUCACGUCUCUGGUCAUCGCUCACUCUCAUCAACGAACUUUACAUGGAGGCACUCAACUCACGCUCACACAUAUCCGACAGACCUUUUGGAUCCUCGGCGGGAGAGCUCCUGUAAAAUCAUACAUCUUGCAGUGUGUCGCGUGUGCUCGACAGAGGGGGAUCCGUGCUCAUCAAUUGAUGGGCCAACUACCUCUCUCAAGAGUUACGCCGUCACGCCCAUUUACUCAUACGGGGAUGGACUACGCCGGGCCACUCACCAUCAAAACUUGGAAGGGUAGAGGUGCAAAAGAUCAUAAGAGCUGGAUCUGCGUUUUCGUGUGCUUCUCAACAUCGGCAGUACAUCUAGAGGCAGUCAAUGACUAUUCGUCUGACGCAUUCAUUGUUGCCUACCGACGGUUUUCAUCCAGACGCGGCAUCGCUCACGCACUCUAUUCGGAUUGCGGAACGAUCUUUAUCGGAGCAGAUCAACAUCGCUUAAGCGACUGUUCGUUCAGAGUUCUCAAGAACAUCAACAGGUCACCAAGAUGCUCGCUCAAGACAGCACGCGAUGGGAAUUCAACCCACCAGCAACUCCACAUAUGGGGGGAAAGUGGGAAGCAGUGGUAAAAUCAACUAAAUACCAUUUACGACGUACCAUCGGCGAGACUCAGCUCACCUUUGAAGAGCUCACCACGUUACUCAGUCAAAUAGAGGCCAUUCUCAACUCACGGCCCCUUGAACCGUUGAGUGAUGAUCCAGAUGACGUCUCAGCUCUUACCCCAGGUCAUUUUCUCAUCGGAAAUCCACUCACAACAAUACCAGAACCAUCUCUUGACGACCUGGCGGUCUCACGACUCUCACGAUGGCAGUUCAUUCAACAACGAGUGCAACAAUUCUGGUCACAAUGGUCAGCUCAUUACCUUCAACGCCAACAAUCAAUUUUUAAAUGGCACCAUAAGAAUAACGACAUUAACAUCGGCUCAUUGGUGCUCAUUACUGGGUGACCUCCUUUUGGACACGUAACGAUUGGACACCGCUCGAUUGGACACGCACGAUUGGAC
Messenger RNA from Monomorium pharaonis (pharaoh ant), 1563 nucleotides. RefSeq lists its product as uncharacterized. The transcript has a single exon. Gene Ontology annotation, molecular function: nucleic acid binding. The coding region runs from base 1048 to 1506 and encodes 152 amino acids. The record is from RefSeq and is a predicted model, not a curated record. NCBI's taxonomy places the organism in Eukaryota, Metazoa, Arthropoda, Insecta, Hymenoptera, Formicidae.